Messenger RNA from Tarenaya hassleriana, 2473 nucleotides. Its product is annotated as protein NRT1/ PTR FAMILY 5.2-like. NCBI's taxonomy places the organism in Eukaryota, Viridiplantae, Streptophyta, Magnoliopsida, Brassicales, Cleomaceae. The record is from RefSeq and is a predicted model, not a curated record. Gene Ontology annotation, cellular component: membrane. Gene Ontology annotation, molecular function: dipeptide transmembrane transporter activity; tripeptide transmembrane transporter activity. Gene Ontology annotation, biological process: dipeptide transport; transmembrane transport.
UCACACAUACAUAUAAUUUGCGGAGAAGAACCUCCACAACCCAAUCCGAGAGAGAGAGAGAGAGAGAGAGAGAGAGAGAGAGAGAGAGAGAGAGAGAGAGAAGAAAAGAAGAAACAAAAAGGCAUGACAGUUGAAGAAGUGGACGAUUACACAAGAGAUGGAACGGUGGAUCUUAAAGGAAAUCGUGUCCGAAGAUCCCGAAGAGGCCGUUGGAAAGCUUGCUCCUUUAUUGUCGUGUACGAGGUAUUUGAGAGGAUGGCAUAUUAUGGGAUAUCGAGCAAUCUGGUGAUAUUCAUGACGAGCAAGUUGCACCAAGGCACCGUCGAGUCGGCGAACAACGUGACCAACUGGGUCGGCACGAGUUGGCUCACUCCUAUCCUCGGCGCCUACGUGGCCGACGCCCACCUCGGCCGCUACCUCACCUUCCUCAUCUCUUCCGCUAUCUAUUUCUCGGGGAUGGUGGCACUGACAUUCGUGUCACUUCCGAGCCUGAAACCACCGGCAUGCACGGCCGCCAACGUUCAAGAAUGCGAGAAGGCAUCCACGUUGCAAACGGCAGUGUUCUUCGGAGCACUGUACACGUUGGCCGUCGGGACAGGCGGCACCAAACCGAACAUAUCGACGAUAGGAGCCGACCAGUUCGACGACUUCGAUCCCAUGGAGAAGACAAUGAAAUCUUCCUUCUUCAAUUGGUGGAUGUUCAGCAUCUUCUUCGGCACUCUCUUUGCCAACACAAUUCUCGUCUACGUCCAGGACAACGUGGGAUGGGCAUUGGGAUACGGGCUUCCGACAAUGGGACUGGGGAUAUCAAUCACGAUAUUCGUGAUGGGUACUCCUUUUUACCGGCACAAGGUACCGACAGGAAGCAGCCCCUUCGCCACCAUGGCUCGAGUCAUCGUCUCCGCCAUUCGAAACGCCCAUCUUCCCUUACCCUCCGACUCCAACCACUAUCUUUCUACUCCCACUCUCAGAUUCUUGGACAAAGCUUCGGUGAAAACAGAAAAAACGCAUCAAUGGAGUCUCUGCACAGUGACAGAAGUGGAAGAGACCAAACAGAUGCUGAGGAUGUUACCCGUUCUGUUCGUGACUUUUGUCCCGAGCACAAUGCUCGCCCAAGUCAACACCCUGUUCGUGAAACAGGGCCCCACCCUCGACCGAAGUCUCACCCGCAGCUUCAGCGUCCCUCCCGCCAGCCUCUCGGCCUUCGUCACCUUCUCCAUGCUCCUUUUCAUCGUUCUAUACGACCGUUUCUUCGUCAAGCUCAUGCGAAAACUCACCAGAAACCCCCGUGGCAUCACUCUCCUCCAACGCAUGGCCAUCGGCUUGAUCCUUCACAUCAUCAUCAUGAUCGUUGCCUCUGUGACCGAGAGGUACAGGCUCAAGGUCGCUGCGGAAAACGGGUUCGUUGAUCAGGCCAAGGCCAAGCUGCCAUUGACGAUCUUCGUGUUGCUCCCUCAGUUCGUAUUGAUGGGUAUUGCCGACGCCUUUCUCGAGGUCGCGAAGCUCGAGUUCUUCUACGACCAAGCCCCCGAGAGCAUGAAGAGUCUCGGGACUUCGUACUCGACCACUACUUUGGCCGUCGGCAACUUCCUCAGCAGUUUCUUGCUCUCCACUGUCUCCAAGAUUACAAAGAAACGUGGACGUGACUGGAUUCUGAACAAUCUGAACGCGUCUCGGCUCGAUUAUUACUACACGUUCUUCGUGGUCCUGAAUCUGGCGAACUUCAUCCUGUUCUUGGUCGUGGUUCGGUUUUAUAGAUACAGAGCCGAGGUUUCGGAUUCCAUUGAUGCCAAACAGGAAGAGCCUAUGAUGAUGAGUGUCGGAGGAAAUGAUCAGGAACCUGGAAACAAGGCAUAGUAAUACUGUGACUUGGAUCAUUAUAAAUAUAAAUGUCUUUUUUACGUAUUUUGAGUAUUUUGGACAGAAACAUAAGUUAAAAGGAAAGGAUUAGAGCCGAAACAUGAUUUAAGAUUAAAACACAGAUUCUACUAAUCAGCUAAAAUCAAAAUUUCAAUAGCUGUACUUCCUCUUCCUCUGCAUCUUCUUCUUCUUCUUCUUGCUCGGCUUCGUCUUCGAUGGCGUUGUACUAACCAGCUGAAAUACUAAUAUCAAUACUUCUACAAUUCCGAUCAUGCCAAUCUCCGAGAAAUUUGGAGAGACGAGUCCAUAAUCCAAUGGACUUACAUCCGACAUUCUACACUGGUUCCAUGGUUGCAGAAGGGACAGCUGAAUACUGUUUCAAGCUUGACCAUCCGUUUCUUAGGAGCAGGCUUUGCCCUCGAUUUCCCCUCUCCCAUGGUUUCAGCUCUUUUUCGCUUAUCAAUCGGAAAAAAGAAACAUCCAAUGAUCCACAAAUCAACAUCAUUGGUGCUUCGUAUGGAACAAGUACCAGAUCAUUCAACGCCCAAUUGAGAAAUUCAGAAGGCGAUAUUCGAUAAGACACCGCAGGCCGUCAUACUACAGAGCAAAGUAC